CGUCAUAAGGCUGCGCCGCGCUCCCGCAUCUGAGUCUCAGCUGAAGAAAGGACAAAGUGCCCAAACACACAGAAAAACUCCAGCUGAAGCGACUGAGAUCCAAGUGACACUAUUAUAAAGAUGGAGUUUAUUAAAGAGGAGAGUAAAGACGUGAAGAUUGAAGAAACAUUCAGAGUCAAACAAGAAGACACUGAGGAACAAACAAAUAAGAUGUUUAUUAAAGAGGAGAGUAAAGAUAUGAAGACUGAAGAAACAUUCAGAGUCAAACAAGAAGACACUGAGGAACAAACAGAUCUGAUGGUGCUGAAAGAGGACAGUCAAGAACUGAAUGAUAUGGAAGAGAAAGAUCAUUAUUUCAUAAGUGGAGAAAAGUCUUCCUCAAGAAAAAAGGCAAAAAAUACAAGAAGACACUUCUGCCAACAGUGUGGAAAGCGUUUCGUUCAAAAAGCAAGUAUUAAAAAACACAUGAGAGUUCACACAGGAGAGAAGCCUUAUGGCUGCCAACAGUGUGGAAAACAUUUCAGUCAAAAAGAUUAUCUUAAAAUACAUGUUAGAAUUCACACUGGAGAGAAGCCUUACACAUGUCCUCAUUGUGGAAAGAGUUUUACUCAACUUGGAAACUUUAGACUCCACAUGAGUGUUCACACCAGAAAGAAGCCUUACAAAUGCCAACACUGUGGAAGACGUUUCAGUCAGAAAAGAAACCUUAAUUACCACAUGACAAUUCACACUGAAGAGAGUCUUUUCACCUGCCAACAGUGUGGAACAACUUUCACUCACAAAGGAAGCUUUAACAGACACCUUAGUAUUCACAAUGUAGUGCAGCGUUACACCUGCCAACAGUGUGGAAAGAGUUUUGAUCAAGAUCAAGACCUUAAAGUCCAUAUGAAAUCUCAUAAAGAGAAAACCUACACAUGUUCUGAGUGUGGAAAGAGUCUCAGUCAAAAACGGACCUAUAGAGACCACAUGAGAAUUCAUUCUGGAGAGCAUCCCUACAGAUGCACUUCGUGUGGAAAGGGUUUCAAUAACAAACAUAACCUUGAAGAGCACAUAAGAAUUCACACUGGAGAGAAGCCUUUCACCUGCCAGCAAUGUGGAAGAAGUUUUACCCGAAAGGGAACCCUUAACAAGCACAUGAGAACUCAUACAGCAGAAAAUCCGUUUACAUGUGGUCACUGUGGAAAGGGUUUCAAAAAUAAAGCAGCACUUAUGUACCACAUGAAUUUUCACAUAUGAAAGAACUGUAAUUUAUGUCAUCAAUGUGUAAUUGUGGAAAGGUUCACAGUCUGGAAACAUCUCAAGAAUCAUUGCAGAAACAAGGCAAUCUUGUUCAAAAUACCUGAUUGUUGGAUUUAGGCCUUGCUUAUCACCUACAAUCACCUAAAGGAUUAUUAGGAAUACCAUACUAAUACUGUGUUUGACAGUUCCUUCAGAACUGCCUUAAUUUACGUGGCAUUGGUUCAACAAGGUGCUGCAAGCAUUCUUUUGAAAUGUUGGCCUAUAUUGAUAGGAUCGCAUCUUGCAGUUGAUGGAGAUUUGUGGGAUGCACAUCCAGGGCAUGAAGCUCCUGUUCCACCACAUCCCAAAGAUGCUCUAUUGGGUUGAGAUCUGGUGACUGUG
Carassius auratus (goldfish) is the source of this 1620-nucleotide messenger RNA. RefSeq names its product gastrula zinc finger protein XlCGF8.2DB-like. The transcript has 3 exons. Gene Ontology annotation, biological process: regulation of immune system process; negative regulation of transcription by RNA polymerase II; regulation of cytokine production. Gene Ontology annotation, molecular function: DNA-binding transcription repressor activity, RNA polymerase II-specific; RNA polymerase II cis-regulatory region sequence-specific DNA binding. Bases 121 to 1236 code for a protein of 371 amino acids. Lineage: Eukaryota; Metazoa; Chordata; Actinopteri; Cypriniformes; Cyprinidae. Gene Ontology annotation, cellular component: nucleoplasm. The record is from RefSeq and is a predicted model, not a curated record.